Molecule: messenger RNA, 960 nt
Organism: Papaver somniferum (opium poppy)
Lineage: Eukaryota; Viridiplantae; Streptophyta; Magnoliopsida; Ranunculales; Papaveraceae
Exons: 1
Coding region: 1-960 (319 amino acids)
Source: RefSeq, a predicted model, not a curated record
AUGGCUCCAAGGACUAAAACUUCAUUACCAGAACAAACUGGAACCCUGCGGCAUAUUACCCAUCCUCAUGUCCUUACCAAGCAAGCUUUCGAAGAUAUAGAAAGCGAGGGUUAUGAUAAUGAUGAGUUUGCAUGUGAUGGAUGCAGCGCUGUAGGUUCUGGUGCUAGAUACCAUUGCAAGCAAUGCAGUUUCGAUCUCCACGAGGCUUGUGGUACAUGUCCUGAAUUUCACACCUCUUUCAUUCACCCUAACCAUCCGUUGGAACUGAUAUGGGAGGGAGCCGGGAAUGAUCACGGUCAGUUGCGUCUUUGCAGUGUCUGUGGUGAUAAAGUCAAAGGCCUCUUCUACAAAUGCUCAUCUGGUGCUUCUGAAGACCAAUUGGAUGACGGCGGGAGCCAUAAUUUCUUCAUCCACCCUACAUGCUCCAAAUUUCAACCUCAACUGAACCAUGCAAUCGAUGAAAACCACCCGCUCAGGCUUCAAUCGGUUCCGGCCAUUCCUGAUGCAUGGUGUGCAAUCUGCAAAAGCCUUGUUUCUUCCUCUUCGUGGAGUUACAGAUGUGAUCCAUGUGAUUUGAAUAUCCAUCCCCAUUGUGUGACUCUUCCAUAUAACAAUUCUCAGCAGCAGGGAAAGAACUACGAAUUUCUUAGUUCUGCCACUGCUCAGCAGGUUAGGCCUAGCAAUUCAUCCCGACAAGCAGCGGAUAGUUCAUCGCAACGACAAGUAAUAGCAGAUAGUUCUUCUCAACGACAAGUAGCGGACGAUGAGGCAGAUGCUUCGAAUUCUUCAACAGCAUCUAAGUACGCAGCUAAAAUGACGGCUAAAGCAAGCAAAUUCAUUCGCUCUUCUAAACGGCAAGUAGCAAAAGCUGAUGAAGAUACUAUAGCGGCUGCUAAAUACGCUGCUAAAGCUACCGGCAAAUUUAUUAUCAAACAACUCAUGCAGGGUUCUAAUAUCUAA